UAGUUUCCCGUCGUUUAUAUACAUUUCAUCCGCUUAUAUAAGUUACAGUAAUCAAGAACAUACACAUAAAACUAUUAUUAGAGACAAGACGGCUCGGAGUCGGCCCGGUGCAUCAGCUGAGCCAGCCGAGAGGACUGCCGAGGACGGAGGUCGCCGCCAUGCCGAGGGUCCACUACAGAGACGUGUCCCCCUUCUUCAGGAGAGUGCGGGUCUUCCUCCUCGGGCGUGAUCACACCAGUGCCCUCCGCCAGGCUGACUUUGUGGUGUGCCGCUCCCAGCCCCCGCCUGACUUGCCCAAGGGCGUCAGCGCAGCCAUCUCGGGGAAUUAUUAUUACAUGCGGGAUGGGCGGCGAAGUGUUGAUCCCAAUGAGGUGGUGGCCAUCAACUCCUCCAGCGGACCCACUGUCCUGCUGAGUGCUGAGAGCGAGGGUGACGCUGCUGUGACCGUGGCUGCCAAGAAGCCCAAGUUGCCUGGCGUCAUGCACAACUUUGACUAGUGCCACCUUCCCUUUGAAGUGGUGCCGGCAGGGGGGGUGUAUAGCGGCGGGGCUGUAUAUAGUGUAUGGACCUAGAAAGAGUGCCAGGUCAUCUGAAGUCACCAGUAUUUGUCAUCUUCAUUUUCUACUUUUUCUGUAACAAUUCUUGUUAUUGUAAUCUACAUUGUUUGAAUCAUGUCAGGACAACUAAAUUAGAGUGAAGGAAUUAACUAUGCUGAUCCAGUAGCUAUGGUGUAUAUUUGUUCAUAUAUGAAAAUUAAAUUUAUUGAUUUGAAAAAAUAUCAUCUUUGAAGUUGUAUUAUUUGAUGCUGAAAGACAAUAUACUUGAUAUCAGGUGACUGAUAUACUUUUAAGGAUAUUAAAUUAUUGAAAAGUUAAUAAUUUUCAAAA
Messenger RNA from Eriocheir sinensis (Chinese mitten crab), 887 nucleotides. RefSeq names its product NADH dehydrogenase [ubiquinone] 1 alpha subcomplex subunit 7-like. Gene Ontology annotation, biological process: mitochondrial electron transport, NADH to ubiquinone; ATP synthesis coupled electron transport. Gene Ontology annotation, cellular component: mitochondrial inner membrane. The transcript is spliced from 3 exons. NCBI's taxonomy places the organism in Eukaryota, Metazoa, Arthropoda, Malacostraca, Decapoda, Varunidae. The coding region runs from base 159 to 497 and encodes 112 amino acids. The record is from RefSeq and is a predicted model, not a curated record.